Messenger RNA from Hymenoscyphus albidus, 309 nucleotides. NCBI's taxonomy places the organism in Eukaryota, Fungi, Ascomycota, Leotiomycetes, Helotiales, Helotiaceae. The record is from the annotation of a GenBank genome assembly.
AUGCACCAGCUACAUCUCAACAAUGAAGAUUACCUGCCCAUCGACGACGAGUUCGACAGUACGAGCGACUCCGACGCAGACAGCCUUUUCGACAGUAGCGACAAUGAGGCGGACACGGCAAGCGACACCGAUUCAGAGGGUCCUCUGGAGGAGGUUAACAACAAUACCGACGACGACGACGACGAUGACCUCUUCGACGACGAAGUACGACACCCGCCUGAAUACUACCUUGCGGCAUCGGCCAAUCUCGAUGUAGGACGACUCCAGCAGAAGCGUUACAGCCCUAAGACGCAAGGUCGUCUUAACUAG